AUUAGUAAUUGUAGGAAUUUGAGUAAGUCCCAAUAAUUACGAAAAUUGUCUGAACCUUGUAUUGAUUUUGCAAGUUUAUUGUGGUAAACAAAACUGAGUAUAAAAGAACAUUUUGUAUCAUUCAGCAAACAUAAAGAGAUCAGUUUUCAAAUAAAACAUAUUCAUAAUUUUAUAAAAGUGUACAGUUAAGCAAUUGUUUAAAUUAGAACCGUAUAAAUAUUGAAAUUAUUUUCAAGAUGAAGGUUUUUAUUUUUAUUUUUCUAGCUAUUGCUGCAGUUCAAGCAUUAAGUGAUAAUGAAGAAUGGGUACAGUUUAAGGUAAAACAAGGCAAAAGCUACAGAAAUUAUGUCGAAGAACAAAACCGGUUCACAAUUUUUCAAGAAAAUUUAAGAAAAAUCGAAAAUCACAAUGAAAAAUAUUACCAUGGACUAUCCACUUUUAAAUUGGGAGUAACUAAAUUUUCAGAUUUGACUGAAAAAGAAUUUGCCGAUAUGUUAGGACUUUCUAAAGCUGACAAACCCACUAGACCACAUGUGACACAUUCACUCACUCCAGUAAAAGAUCUUCCAUCCAUGUUUGAUUGGAGAGAGAAAGGAGCAGUCACCGAGGUCAAGAAUCAAGGUUCUUGCGGAUCCUGUUGGAGUUUCAGUACGACUGGAACAGUAGAAGGAGCUCAUUUUCUUAAGACAGGAAAACUGGUCUCUCUAAGUGAACAAAAUCUAGUAGAUUGCGCAAAAGAUAGUUGUAAUGGAUGUGCAGGUGGAUAUAUGGACAAGGCUCUAGAAUACAUUGAAGCAGCUGGAGGAAUAAUGGCCGAAAAUGAUUAUCCUUAUGAAGGCAUUGAUGAUAAGUGUAGAUUUGAUAGGUCUAAAGUAGCUGCCAAAAUUAGCAACUUUACUUAUAUUAAGAAAAAUGACGAAGAUGACCUAAAAAAUGCAGUUGUAGUAAAAGGACCUAUAUCAGUGGCUAUUGAUGCUAGUUAUAAUUUUCAAUUAUAUGACUCAGGAAUACUCGAUGAUAUUUCCUGCAGCAGUGACUUCAAUUAUUUGAACCAUGGGGUACUGGUUGUAGGCUAUGGUACAGAGAAAGGACAUGAUUACUGGAUCGUGAAAAAUUCCUGGGGUGCUGACUGGGGAAUGGAUGGAUAUAUAUGGAUGAGCAGAAACAAAAAGAAUCAAUGUGGUAUUGCUACUGAUGCUACGUAUCCAAAUAUAUAAAAUAGUACAUUUUGUAUACCCCUCUUUAUUAUUGUUUAGAAAAAUAAAUUCUAUUUUGAUUA
Messenger RNA from Diabrotica virgifera virgifera (western corn rootworm), 1279 nucleotides. RefSeq names its product procathepsin L-like. The record is from RefSeq and is a predicted model, not a curated record. Gene Ontology annotation, cellular component: lysosome. NCBI's taxonomy places the organism in Eukaryota, Metazoa, Arthropoda, Insecta, Coleoptera, Chrysomelidae. Gene Ontology annotation, molecular function: cysteine-type endopeptidase activity. The transcript has 4 exons. The coding region runs from base 237 to 1217 and encodes 326 amino acids.